UGCUCUAGUGAGAUACAGAACCCCUGACCUCUGUCUGACCAGUGAUGAUUGGCCCUGUGCUGAUCACAUGCACUUUCUCUAGGAAAAAAAAAAAAACCUUUCUAGCAAUACACACCAAACUGAGCAUGUGCAAAAUGCCUACCGUGCAGUCUGUCUUAUCAAGAGAUAAGAGGUGAACAGAGAAGAAAGAAUCAAGCGGCCUAUUUACACAGUGCCAAGGAUUAACCCCUCAGGCUCCACAGUGAGUAUAACAAGCAUGCAUUACUGCAUAUACAGACUGAUUUUACUGUUGUGGGUUUAG
This is a messenger RNA of Staurois parvus, 301 nucleotides long. NCBI's taxonomy places the organism in Eukaryota, Metazoa, Chordata, Amphibia, Anura, Ranidae. The record is from the annotation of a GenBank genome assembly.